GCUAAACAGUAGCAAAGAAAAACGCAAACGAAACAUAGCGGAAAAUUUUAACACUGAAUAUGGGGCCCAAAAGAAGCGCAAAGACAGAAAAUGGUACCCCUACCAAGAAGCCAAAGCUGGAACCCAGCACUGUAGACUUCUGCUGGGAAUUUGAAGGGGACAAACGGACAUGGACUCAGUAUGGUACAUCUAUGAACAAGAUAUUGGUGGAUGCCCAUUUAAAAGGAACUGCUAAGGUAGAUUUCAAACUUGAUAAUGGCCAUGAGAUGAGUGUAGACCUCAAGAGUAGUGUGCAAAAAAAUAAGAAAACGGGCUGGGAAAGACCUGUGAGAGUUUCAGCCAAGGACCCUUCUGAUGGAGCCUUUUACGUUUGGAAAUGGGAGGAUGAGAAGGGCAACUAUAAUCCAUACAGUGUUGAGAAUGCCUUGUUGCUAGAGGAGAAAUAUCAACAGAACACAGAUGAGGUUGAGAUACAAGCAGCUGGACGCAGUUAUCUUGUAGAUAUCCCCAAGAAAGAGCAGAAAAAUAAGGACACAGGGGUUGUGAGGAAGAUUUCAAGAACACAAUCAGAUGCCAUAAAAGCUGAUCCAAGUGGGCCGGAACCCACGGAAUCCAGUGGUGUAGAAAGUGACGCACCAGCAACCUCACGCAAAACUAGUAGCCGCGGUAAAUCAGGCAAGGUGAAGGAAGAGCCUCAAGAGGAGGAAGAAGUAGAGAAACCCAAAGCUGCUAAAUCUGGAGGAAAGGGAAAGUCGGGAAGAUCUGGAGCCAAAGAAAGACCAGCAGUGAAAACAAUGGUGAUGUCUGGCAAGGCGCCUGUGGACACUGAGUGCCCCCUGCUGGGGAAGGCUCAUGUCUUCUAUGAGGGCAGUGAUGUGUAUGACUGCAUGCUCAAUCAGACAAACGUCUCCAACAACAACAACAAGUACUUCCUGAUCCAGUUGUUGGAGGAAGACAGCAGCAAGAACUACUACACUUGGUUCCGUUGGGGCCGGGUGGGCUACUCUGGACAGAACAAUCUCGUACGCUGUGGACCCAACCUCGAGGCAGCUAAAAAGCAGUUCAUGAAAAAAUUUCAAGACAAGACAAAAAAUGAGUGGGCCAAUCGUAAGAAGUUUGUGAAAGUGCCUGGCAAGUAUGACAUGCUGGAAAUGGACUACACUGCAAAGGGACUCGAUGAAACUGAUGCCCCAGACUUGAAGAAGACCAAAAGCAAUGUGAAGGUGCCUGACUCUAAGCUGGACAAGCGUCUUCAGUCCCUGAUAGACCUGAUCUGUGACAUCAAGACGAUGGAGGAGGCUGUGCUGGAGAUGCAGUACGAUGCCAAGAAGGCCCCACUGGGCAAGCUCACCAAGGACCAGAUCAAGGCUGGAUAUGCCGCACUUAAGAAGAUUGAUGCCUGCGUAGAGAAGAAGGACUUUGGCUCAGCCCUCACACAGGCUUGUGAUGAGUUCUAUACUAGGAUUCCUCAUGAUUUUGGUAUGAGACCUCCAACAAAAAUCACCACAAAGCAGGAAGUGAAGAACAAAAUAGCUCUCCUGGAAGCCUUGGAUGACAUAGAGAUUGCCAUCAAGAUGUUGAAGGAAGGGGACAUGUCAGAGAACCCCGUUGAUCGACACUACCAUGCCCUGAAGUGUGAUAUGGAACCGGUUGAUGCAACAUCAGAAGAAUAUACGAUGAUAAACCAGUACCUUCAGAACACCCAUGCGACUACACACAACCAAUACAGUAUGAAAAUACUUGACAUGUUUUGUCUAGACAAGCAUGGGGAGGCAAAACAGUUCAAUGACGUUGGAAACAGGCUGCUGCUAUGGCAUGGCUCCCGGCUCACCAACUGGGUGGGGAUUCUCAGCCAGGGACUGAGGAUAGCGCCCCCAGAGGCUCCCGUCACAGGAUACAUGUUCGGGAAAGGAGUGUACUUUGCAGAUAUGUCCAGCAAAAGUGCCAAUUACUGCUUCGCUACAAAAACCAAAAAUGUUGGACUACUGUUACUGUGUGAUGUUGCCCUUGGCAACACAAAUGACCUGCUGGCGGCGGAUUACAGCGCUCACAAGUUGCCUGCUGGGAAGCACAGUGUGAAGGGAGCAGGAAGCAUCGGACCAGACCCUAGCCACACCACUAAAACGCCUGAAGGAGCCUUAGUGCCCUGGGGUAAGCCCAAGAACACGGGAGUGAAGAACCCCAGUGGGUACACACUCAACUACAAUGAGUUCAUAGUGUAUGACACCAGGCAGAUCAGGAUGAAAUACCUCCUCAAAGUGCAGUUCAACUUCAAAUGAUGUGGUUUCUGUCAUAUGUUAUGGCUUAAUACACAUGCCAUUGGGUUAAGAUUGUAACAGUUCAAUAGAAACUAUGGGCACAAUCAUGUUUGACAUUACAUAAAUAGACGCAGACAUACAUUAUCUCUGUUUCUACACGUUAGUCUAUUUGUUUUAAUACUCUUUAUUUAUUUUUUAUUUAUGUCUGAUGGUUUCUGUUAUGAAAUCCUAAUUAUAAUAAGUGUUCUGAUCGUCUUUCUUUAAAAAAAGUUUAUGUGAAAUUAAAGAUUUUUCACACAAAAAACAAAGGCAAUCUAACACUGCAAUCCAUUUGCACACAAUACAGGUCAUUUAUUAAGGUUCAUGCAGUUUUAAUAAAUUGUUACGGGUUUAUACUUUUAUCUUGACCAUUUACGGAAUAGUCUUAGCUACACUAUUUACCCAUUUGCUGGUGUCAUUCUCCAUGUACAGCUCUUCAUAAGAUAAACCUGCAAUAUCUCCACAUCACUGUGUCUUCUGUAUGUAUCCCUUUACCACUUAGAUACGCAUUUGUAAGCAUUUGCAUUCCCAUAGAAAGUUAAAUUUAUUUAAAGACGGUUCUUACUUAAUUCAAGUUUUAAAGGCUUCAUUUCCAACCCUUUGAUACUGAGGAGCAGCAAACAGCAUAAAACCUGAACAGACUGAGAGUUACUCGCAGGCUGUUCUGGUUUUAUGCUGUUUGCAAAGCCAUUUGCACGUUGCUUCUAAUGUGGGAAAGAGGUAUUAAUUUGACACUUUAAAGAUUUUUUUGGUAAUGUUGUACGUCACUGACCAAGUUUCAUACCCUAACCUGCAUUUUAGCAGAAGUAAUUGUCGUUUGGUAUGUAAACAAUUCUGGUUAAUGUUUGUGUACAACUACUCCAUAUUUCAAGACAUACAGAUAUUAAAAUUAAACUUUACAUAUGUGUUCUGGGUAUUAAUGAAUAUUCACUGACCAAGAACUAUAACUGGGACUAGCUUUUUAGCAGGAUAAUGACCCAUUUUGUACUUGUAAAAUUGUUUAGGGUUUGAAAAGCAAGGUUAAAUUUAGGUUAGGUUGAAGGGCUCAACAUUAACGGUAAUCUGACAGUCCCUGUCAACCAAAAUAUAGGCUUAUGCAAGGAAACAGGUAUUCUGCCACUCCGAUAGGCCAAGAACAUUGAAGGUCUUCUUUUUAUUAGCUCAGCUGUUUUCAGAGAAAACCUGAGGUAUUGUCAUCACCAGCUCGUCCACUGUUCGCGUAGUGCUAAAACCUUAACAUUGGCUCUAAAAUCAAAGUGUUUCCACACUUCAUAUGUAGCUGCACCUUUAUGAGAUCUACACGCCACACCCAUUUUUUGGGUCACUAGAUCAAAGGUCAAAUUCACUGUGACCUUUAAUAUAUAUAAAAAAUAUCUUCUGACAAGCUUUCAUUUAUUAAAAACUGCACCUGGAGCCGCGCGUUGGCACCUGCUAUGCGGUGCUCUUGUUUAUUUUAGUUUUUUAGCUCACCAUAUUGCUCAGGUGAGCUUUUGUGACCGGUCUUUGUACGUCGUAUGUUCGUCCGUCCGUCCGUCCGUAAACAUUUGCUCGUAAACACUCUAGAGGCCACAUUUCUUGUCCUAUCUUCAUGAAACUUGGUCAGAAGCUUUGUCCCAAUGAAAUCUCGGCCGAGUUCGAAACUGGGUUGUGCCGGGUCAAAAACUAGGUCACUAGGUCAAAAAAAAGAAAAACCUUGUAAACACUGUAGAAGUCACAUUUCAUGCCCAAUCUUCAUGUAACUUUGUCAAAAUGUUUGUCCAAAUGAUAUCUUGGUUGAGUUCAAAAGUGGUUCCGAUUCGUUGAAAUACAUGGCCCCCGUGGGCGGGGCAGUUUUCCUUAUUUGGCUAUAGAGAAACCUUGUAAACACUCUAGAAGUCACAAUUUUUGCCCAAUCAUCAUGAAAGUUGGUCAAAACAUUGGUUCAAUUGAUGUCUCAGACGAGUUCGAAAAUGGUCGAGAUCGGUGAAAAAACAUGGCCGCCAGUGGGUUGGGCAUUUUUCUCUUUAUGUAUAUAGUGGCAGUUUUCCCUAUUUGGCUAUAAAGAAACCUUGUAAACACUCUAGAAGUCACAAUUUUUGCCCAAUCAUCAUGAAAGUUGGUCAAAACAUUGGUUUUAUUGAUAUCUCGGACGAGUUUGAAAAUGGUCGGGAUUGGUGAAAAAACAUGGCCGCCAGUGGGCGGGGCAUUUUUCUCUAUAUGUAUAUUGUGAAAACAUGUGAACACAGUAGAAGUCACAUUUUUGGCCCAAUUUUCAUGAAAUUUGCUGAGAACAUUUGUUUUCUUCAUACGAGAUUUGAGUUCAAAAAUGGUUCCGGUCAGUUGAAUAACAUGGCUGCUGGGAGAGGGGCAGUUUUCUCAUUAUGCACCCCCACCCCACCUUUCGAAGAAGAGGGGGUAUAUUGUUUUGCUCAUGUCGGUCCGUCCGUCCACCAGAUGGUUUCCGGAUGAUAACUCAUGAGCGCUUAUGCCAAGGAUCAUGAAACUUCAUAGGUACAUUAAUCAUGACUCGCAGAUGACUCCUAUUGAUUUUUAGGUCACAAGGUCAAAGGUCAAGGUCACGAUGACCCGAAAAAGAAAAAUGGUUUCCGGAUGAUAACUCAAGAACACUUAUGCCUAGGAUCAUGAAACUUCAUAGAUACAUUGAUCAUGACUCGCAGAUGACACCUAUUGAUUUUCAGGUCACUAGGUCAAAGGUCAAGGUCACGGUGACCCAAAGCAGUAAAAUGGUUUCAGGAUGAUAACUCAAGAACGCUUAUGCCUAGGAUCAUGAAACUUCAUAGCUACAUUGAUCAUGACUCGCAGAUAACCCCUAUUGAUUUUCAGGUCACUAGGUCAAAGAUCAAGGUCACGAUGACCCAAAAUAGUAAAAUGGUUUCUGGAUGAUAACUGAAGAACGCUUAUGCCUAGGAUCAUGAAACUUCAUAGGUACAUUGAUCAUAAUUCGUAGAUGACCCCUAUUGAUUUUCAGGUCACUAGGUCAAAGGUCAAGGUCACGAUGACCCAAAAUAGUAAAAUGGUUUCCGGAUGAUAACUCAAGAACGCUUUGGCCUAGGAUCAUGAAGCCUAAUAGGUACAUUGAUCAUGUCUUGUAGAUGACCCCUAUUGAUUUUCAGGUCACUAGGUCAAAGGUCAAGGUCAUGGUGACCAGAAAUAGUAAAAUGGUUUCCAGAUGAUAACUCAAGAACGCUUAUGCCUAGGAUCAUGAAACUUCAUAGGUACAUUGAUCAUGACUCGAAGAUGACCCCUAUUCAUUUUCAGGACACUACGUCAAAGGUCAAGGUCACGAUGACCUGAAAUUGUAAAAUGGUUUCUGGAUGAUAACUCAAGAACGCUUAUGCCUAGGAUCAUGAAACUUCAUAGGUACAUUGAUCAUGACUCGCAGAUGACCCCUAUUGAUUUUCAGGUCACUAAGUCAAAGGUCAAGGUCAUGGUGACCUGAAAUAGUAAAAUGGUUUCUGGAUGAUUACUCAAGAAGGCUUAUGCCUAGAUUCAUGAAACUUCAUAGGUAUAUUGAUCAUGACUCGCAGAUGACCCCUAUUGAUUAUCAGGUCACUAGGUCAAAGAUCAAGGUCACAUUGCUAAAUAACGUAUUCACACAAUGGCUGUCAAGGUCACGGUGACUCAACUUGGAAAAAUGGUUUCUGGAUAAUAACUCAAGAAUGCUUACGCCCAUGAUCAUGAAACUUCAUAGGUAUAUUGAUCAUGACUCGCAGAUGAAAUAAUGAUGUAACUUGACCAGGAUGUUUGUCUGGACAAUAUCUUGGUCAAGUUUGACAUUUGGCAAAGAUUGAAUGAACCGACUCCUCUCAGGUGAGCGAACUAGGGCCAUCUUGGCCAUCUUGUUUAGUUUUUUAGUUCUUUAUAUUUAGAUCUUUUUAAUAUAUCAAUUUAAUACAUUAUUUGACACUUAGUCCUAGAAGUUGCUUGUUUACAAAUGAUUAUCUUUUUACGCACUAUUAAUGGUCGCUUUGGCUAAAAAUAUUUUAAGAUUAUUUUCUUAUACAACUUCAGUAAGGAUGGAGAUAUUUUUAAGAACUUUUGUGUAGGUAGCUUACAUGCUGAUCUAGCAUGGGCUUGCAUUUAUGGGCCGAUGUGGCCAAGGUUACUGUACCGAAAAAUGGAAACUUUUUUUUCAAUAACUAGUUUGCAUUGUGGUAGUUUGCUGUAAUUUUGUUUCAAUACAGACCUAUCUGGGUUUUGCAUUUGUUGCCAGUCGGGUCAGUCAAUAUUACAAUUUCUGUUCAUAAACGCGCUCUAUCACCUGAUUUUGCUUCGAGUUAUUGUGCUGCCAUACGGUUUGUAGUUACCAUACAUGCAGACUGACCUUGGGAUUGGAUCAGGGGCCAGUCGGAUAAAGGUGAGCUUGUCUGUUACUAAAAAUAGGAAAACAGUUUUUGCUCACGAAUUUUGAUCAAGAAUUUGUGUUGAAAUUUGUGUGCUAAUGGGGAGCUUUUAUGCAGACUUAGAAGUGCAUAGUUAAAUAAAUUAACAAGUAAAAUGAUGAACUUGUACUAUUGUGACAUGAGGAUGUUUCUGGCUAUAACCUUAAUGUGUUUUGUUCUGACAAAACUGGGUAUAAUGCAUGUGCGUAAAGUGCCGUCCCAGAUAAGCCUGUGUAGUCCGCACAGACUAAUCAGGGACGACACUUGAACUUCAUUUUCGGUAAGAAGGGACUUCCUUCAAACUAAAAAUACCAUAAAAGCGGAAAGUGUCGUCCCUGUGCGGACUGCACAGGCUAAUCUGGGACGGCACUUUACGCACAAGCAUUAAAGUGCAGUUUUCUCAGAACAAGACACAAAUGUUCAGGUUUAAUUUUGCAUAUAACUAUCUAUCGAACAUCUACAGAUACAGAAUUUCAGCUUCAAACAUGUCUUCAUUGUCAUUAAAUUAGGUGAAACAUACAUUGCAGCAUUUUGUAGAAUAGUGGGGCAAGAUGUCUUAGGUUGUUUUAUUGUUCAGAUGAUGAUGUCUUUAAAUUGUUAUGGAUAUAUUUACAAACCUUAAAAUUCUUUAGUUACAAAUGUGAAGGGACAGAUAUGAGUGUUAUGGCAAUAUUUGUGUGUACUUUGUUAAUGACUAGCAUAAUGUUUAGUGUUCUUAAAUGAGUGUUUAUGUUGUCUUUUGAAUUAUAAUAAAACCUUAUAAAUA
Molecule: messenger RNA, 7445 nt
Organism: Dreissena polymorpha
Lineage: Eukaryota; Metazoa; Mollusca; Bivalvia; Myida; Dreissenidae
Product: poly [ADP-ribose] polymerase 2-like
Exons: 17
Coding region: 60-2279 (739 amino acids)
Molecular function (GO): NAD+ poly-ADP-ribosyltransferase activity; zinc ion binding
Source: RefSeq, a predicted model, not a curated record